Messenger RNA from Onthophagus taurus, 1924 nucleotides. RefSeq lists its product as uncharacterized. NCBI's taxonomy places the organism in Eukaryota, Metazoa, Arthropoda, Insecta, Coleoptera, Scarabaeidae. The record is from RefSeq and is a predicted model, not a curated record.
UGCAAACUUACUUUAUAACUAAAUGUUAGUUAAUCUGAAUCAUGAAAUAUUUUUUACAAUCAGCUUAUGCUACAAUUUUCGCAUUUUGGAAGACAAUUCUUUGCAAUUUUGAGAAUAAAGUCUCGAAAAAUGGUUAUAAAUUGAUAUUAAAAUUGUUAACAUUUUCAUCUUUACUUCUAAUAACAGCAAUAAUUCUACCGUUUGUGGUUUAUCGUAUUUUAAUUUGGAUUUAUUUAAAAUUAAAACAUAAAAAUGAUUUUUUGAAAAUAUUCAAUUUUAUACCAUCGUCUUACUUUAUGAUGGACGGAGAUUAUGCAACGAUGAAAAUUUUUUUGCUAAUUGAAUCUGAAGAUGGUGAUACUAUAGAAAGGAAAGCUCAAGAUUUUUGUAAAGCGAUGUGUGAAAAUGUACCUGAGGUUACUGGUGUUGUAAAAAGAAUUUCCGGUUAUUAUUAUCUUCUAAAAAAUCGAUAUAUUUUUGAUGAUUUUUUUAUGAGUGUUAGUUUUAAUGAUGGGAUGUUAUUAACUAAAGAAAAACUUGGCUCUUAUGUUACAAAUUGCGCUGUAACAAAUCAGCGCCUAUUUAAAAUUGUAUUUUUUAAAGAACCUCUUGAAAAGAACAGAUAUGCGAUUUUAUUUUUAUUGCAUCACGGAAUUUCAGAUGGUCAUGGUGUAUGGUUGCUAAUGUAUAAAUAUUUAUGUGAUAAAGAAUCUAUACCAUCCCAGAAUAAUUUACUUGUUCCGAGACAACAAACAAAUUUCAAUGAUCCUUAUAUAGACACAAAAACUUUAACGUACGUAGCGAAUCACAAUGAACCGUCGAUAUGCAAAGGACCUUACUUUGCUAUCUUUGUAGAAGAAGAAAUUUCUUGUGUACCAAAACUUAAAGCUUUACGGAAACGAUUUAAUUGCUCCAUGAAUGAAUUGUUUUUAGGAAUAAUAACUUACAAUUUAUACCGCAAUAUGAAUGAAAGCUUAGAUAAUAUUCCUAAUAAUAUGCUUAUGGGUUAUAUUCAUCAUUUUCUAAGCGAUUACCAAAAAGAUUUUCGAAACAUGUUUUUUCCAAGAACUGAUAUCAGCAAUAAUACUUACCUUAUGGCGUUUCUUGCUGAAAAUAUUACUUCUUGUAGUUGCAUCGAAGAUUUUAUUGAGUGCGUGCGAGAAAAAUCGCAAGAAGCAAUCAAAUCAGUAAUACUUCAGGGAUCUUAUGCUUUAUCGUUGGGUGUUUUGGAUUUUUUACCGAAAAACUGGCUUCAUAACUUUAUAAUUCGCCAGGUAUCCCGAUCAAUCUUAUUUUUUUCUAAUGUAGGAAUAACAAAAGGGAUUACUGUUGGUGGAAAACGCAUCGUUGGAAUUCUUGGAGGAAUGUCACCUGGUGGGAGUGGUAUUUGUACUGGAGUGGUUACUUGUAACGAUCGUUUAAAUAUAAUGUUAAGUACAAAAUUACCCAUUUUUAACUCACAAGAUGAGGUUCAACAUUUUAUGGAAAGUUGUAUUGCAAGUAUACAUGAGUUGUAUGAAAAAGUUACAAGUUAUUCCUAUUAGUAUAGUUAAUUGAUACUAUUUCAACACAGCUUCAAAGGAUAAAGGCUAAACUUGAAGAUUAUAGUAAAUCUGUAGAUGAAAGGUAUUGAGAUCGUAGAAUGUAGGUGGCCUUGGGAAAACUCGUUUGUUUCGAUCUGCUUUUUUCCUGGUGUUCUCUUGUUUUCCUGAGUUUUUAUACAAUACGGCCUUCACGUCGUUCAGCGGUUGUUUACUUUGUGAACUCUCAAGACAAAGAACAUUAAAAAAAAAUGAUUAAUAAAAUAACAUUUAUUUAUGUCAGAAAAUAAUAUAUACAUAGAUUUGUAACAUACAUCGUCUUAAAAUCUACUAAAGCUAUUCAUUAAUGUUCUAUAAAUAAAUAAACGAGUGUUAGAAGAUCA